Messenger RNA from Labeo rohita (rohu), 5134 nucleotides. RefSeq names its product importin 11 (gene ipo11). Lineage: Eukaryota; Metazoa; Chordata; Actinopteri; Cypriniformes; Cyprinidae. Gene Ontology annotation, biological process: protein import into nucleus. Gene Ontology annotation, molecular function: small GTPase binding. Gene Ontology annotation, cellular component: cytosol; nuclear envelope. The transcript has 31 exons. Bases 1228 to 4155 code for a protein of 975 amino acids. The record is from RefSeq and is a predicted model, not a curated record.
AGUGGAUGGCGCCAUCCUCACAACGUGCGCGGUGUGUUUAGAGGCGACUGCGAACUGUUUUGAUCUCACCCGGCAUUGACAUAUUUGCGGAAGAUCAUGUAUAAAGUGUGGAUUUCAAGGGUUUCAUAGAACAACAGGCCGAGAAGAAGCUCUGAAGACGUUCAUUAUUAUGCUGCUACAGUUAUGAAUGCGUAAUGCAGAUCUAUUCACAUGCACGUGGACAUGUAUUGUUCCAGAUCUGUCCACUAGUGCUGUUGUGUUGACCUGCUCUUGAAGGUUGAUCAUACUUGGGAAUAAUGCACAAUAUGUUGAUUUCAAGGCAGCGUAGACAUUGACAUCUAUUUCAUGUUUACAGUAUAACUAUCUUCAGUUUUUGGAAUGUGUUUUAAAAGCACAAAUCGAGAAUGUACUGACUGUUCGUGUUCAUUGUCAGCCUUUUCCCUGAAAGUACUUCUAGAUUGAUAUAUCAGCCAGGUUGGUUAAUAUUUUGAUUACUCUUUGAUAAGCACUGGCGGAUAACCAUGCCCGUUGGGUCACUGAACGGUAAUGGUAGUUCCUCUUAUGUCAAUUUCAAAGCAUAAAACAUUCUGUUUGUAAGUUUUUUGUAAUGAGUUGUAGAGGGUUUGCGCUUAUGUCAUGGUUUGGUCAGUUAGCCGGAUGCGCGGCCAUGUUGGAGAUACUCGAAUGUAAACAACAGCAAGGAGUGCAUGGUUAAUGUGCUACUGAAUACAUUGUUCUGCUAAUUUAUGUUGUCUGAACCAUGGAAAAAAACAUGUGGAAGCUGCUAAAUCAUAUAGAAAAGGACUUUGUAAGCAGAAAAGGGUGCAUUAUCUUGACAAACUUUAAUAGGUGGUAAAGAUACAUACAAGCAGUAUUAAUUAAGAUUUUAGCCUAAUAUUUUACCUACCUGACCAGAAAUGAUAAGAACAAACAUGAAUGUUGUCAGGAUUCUUGCUAUGGAAAUCCUGGUUCAGUUUGGCCAACCAUAGUCUCGCGUAGCCAGACCUUCUUACUGACGGCUGAAGGUCUGGAAUUCAUAGCAGCUUUCUUUGGCUAAGGCCCGCCCAUAAGGCCGUUUGAUCGACAUGUCAAACAACCAAUCACAGUUCGUUUCGUUCAGCCUCACGUUUCGGGGCGUGGAAAUGUCCCCACAACAACAGACCGGCGUGCAACAAGUCAGUCAGCAUAGAAAAUCAAAGAAGGAGAAGAAAACAAGCACUUUACCUAAUGGACAUCCAGAGCGCCAGCUCAGUGGUGCUGCAGGCUUUGACCCAGGCCACCAGUCAGGACACAGCUGUGUUGAAGCCUGCAGAGGAGCAGCUUCGCCAAUGGGAGACCCAGCCUGGCUUCUACUCAGUGCUGCUGAGCAUCUUCAAUAAUCACUUGCUGGAUGUCAAUGUGAGAUGGCUAGCUGUCCUUUAUUUCAAGAAUGGUAUUGAUCGCUACUGGAGAAGAGUUGCACCCCAUGCUCUCUCAGAAGAAGAGAAGUCAUCUCUCCGUGCAGGUCUCAUCACUAAUUUUAACGAGCCGAUCAACCAGAUCGCCACACAGAUAGCAGUGCUCAUCGCUAAAGUGGCACGUCUGGAUUGUCCUCGGCAGUGGCCCGAGCUGAUCCCUAUCCUGCUGGAGUCUGUGAAAGUUCAGGACAGUCUUCAGCAGCACAGAGCCCUGCUCACCUUCUACCACGUCACCAAGACUCUGGCCUCCAAACGCCUCGCCACUGAUAGGAGACUCUUUCAGGAUCUGGCAUCAAGCAUCUAUAGUUUCGCCUGCUCUCUGUGGAAUCAUCACACGGACACAUUCCUACAGCAGAUCUACACUGGAGACCAACAGGCUGCUCUUAGCUCCCUGGAGCGUACUCUGCUCUCUUUGAAAGUUCUUCGGAAGCUCACUGUCCAUGGAUUCAUUGAGCCACAUAACAACAUGGAAGUCAUGGGCUUCCUCAAUGCAGUCUUUGAGCGGCUAAAGCAGUUUCUAGAAUGCUGCCGGCAAGUUGGACCAGGCAGUCUUUGCAGGGAGAAGCUUGAGAAGACCAUCAUUUUAUUCACCAAAGUUUUGCUGGACUUCCUGGAAUAUCACCCGUGGCCUUUCAUCCCUCUCAUUCAGCGCUCGCUGGAGUUCGCGGUCAGCUACGUGUUCACCGAGGCUGGCGAGGGAGUUGUUUUCGAGCGUUUUAUUGUACAGUGCAUGAACCUCAUCAAGAUGAUCGUCAAAAACGAUGCCUACAAACCUGCCAAGAACAUUGAAGAUAGUAAGCCAGAGAGCCUGGAGGCACAUAAAAUUAAGACUGCAUUCUUUACACACCAAACGCUGACGGAGAUUGGCAGGAGACUGGUCUCCAAAUACUUUCUGCUGACAGAAGAAGAGCUGACCAUGUGGGAAGAAGAUCCAGAGAGUUUUGCUGUGGAAGAGACAGGCGGUGACUCCUGGAAGUAUAGUUUGCGGCCGUGCACAGAAGUGCUUUUCUUGGACAUUUUCCACAACUACAGUCAAACCUUGACACCGGUGCUUCUAGAGAUGGUGCAGAAUCUUCAAGGCCCCAGUAAUGUGGAGGACCCAGUGCAGAUGCUCAUGAAGGAUGCAGUUUACAACGCUGUGGGUUUAGCUGCUUAUGAAUUGUUUGACAAUGUGGACUUUGAUCAGUGGUUCAAAAACCAACUCCUUGGGGAGCUACAAGUCAGCCAUAACAGGUACAAGUUGAUCAGAAGGCGGGUGAUCUGGCUGAUUGGACAAUGGAUCUCUGUGAAGUUCAAGCCAGAGCUGAGGCCCCUGCUUUAUGAGGUCAUCCUCAGUCUCAUGCAGGACCCUGACCUUGUGGUUCGCAUCGAAACAGCCACAACUCUAAAGCUGGCCGUGGAUGACUUCGAGUUCAGAACCGAGCAGUUCUUACCGUACUUGGAGUCCAUAUUCGGCCUGUUGUUCCAGCUGUUGCAACAGGUCAACGAAUGCGACACCAAAAUGCAAGUUCUCCACGUUAUUUCCUGCGUCAUCGAAAGAGUCAGCAUCCAGAUUCGACCCUACGUGGGCUGUUUGGUUCAGUACCUUCCUCUUCUUUGGAAGCAGUCAGAAGAACACAACAUGCUCCGCUGUGCCAUUCUCACUACCCUCAUCCAUCUCGUACAGGGCCUGGGAGCGGAAAGCAAGAAUCUAUAUCCCUUCCUUCUACCCGUUAUCCAGCUCAGCACAGAUGUUUCUCAGCCCCCUCAUGUUUACCUGCUGGAAGACGGUCUAGAGCUGUGGUUGGUGACUUUAGAGAACAGCCCGGCCAUCACCCCUGAGCUUCUGAGGAUCUUCCAGAAUAUGUCCGCCCUACUUGAACUGAGCUCGGAGAACGUGCGCACGUGCUUUCAGAUCAUCAAUGCCUACAUUUAUCUCUCGGCUACAGAUUUCUUACAGAACUAUGCUGAAGCCCUUUGCAGAUCUUUCUGUGAACUGCUGAGAGACAUCACCACGGAAGGCCAAGUCCAGGUUCUGAAGGUUGUUGAAAUUGCCAUAAAAGUAAGUCCUCUAUUGGGCUCGCAUAUGUUUCAACCUCUUCUGCCAUCUGUGAUACGGGGGAUAGUUGAAGGCGAAAGGUAUCCUGUGGUUAUGUCGACAUACCUGGGCGUGACGGGUCGGAUUCUCCUGCAGAAUUCAGGCUUUUUCACAUCACUUCUCACUCAAAUGGCUGCGGAAUAUAACCAGGAGGCAGACCAGCUCUUGGGGAGUAUGAUUGAGAUGUGGGUGGACCGCAUGGACAACAUCACCCAGCCUGAGAGGAGAAAGCUCUCUGCCCUGGCGCUCAUGUCGCUUUUACCGUCUGACAACAGCGUGAUCCAGGACAAGUUCUGUGGGAUCAUUAACAUCAGCGUGGAGGCUCUGCACGAUGUUAUGACGGAAGACCCUGAGACGUCUACCUUCAAGGACUGCAUGCUGAUGAGCCACUUUGAAGAGCCAAAGCUGACAGAUGACGAGGAACCCCCAACAGAACAGGACAAGAGAAGGAAACUGCUGGCUCUCGAGGAUCCUGUGCACAGCGUCUCUCUUCAGCAGUUUGUCUAUGAGAAGCUGAAGGCUCAGCAGAUGUUGAUGGGGGACCAGGGCUUUCAGGCUCUCAUGGAGACGGUGGACACGGAGAUCGUGCGACAGCUGCAAGAGUUCAUCCAUGGCAUGUGAGGAAGAGAUGACAGCAGACUGUUAAAACCAGUCCUCCGAGACCCAAGAUGUCAACAUUUUAACGAUAACCCAGAGAAAAGAUCUUCCAUAUUUUUUAAACACACAUUUUUGUUUGCUUCCUCAAACACACCUUUUUCAAAGUUUGAGAUGGGGCAGAGAGGAAAUCUACUUAGACUGAAAAAACAAGAGACGCUGUAAGAAAGAAUAUUAUGAUGCCAAGUUUUUGUAAUGGGGAAAAGUUUUGAAAGCGCCAUUUAAAGGGCCCAAGCAGUGUUUACACUGAGUCUUCAUAUAAAAAGUUGUAAUUUUUGUAUUUAUGUAAAAUACACUGCAUGACAUUACGCUUUUUUUUUUUCCCCUCUCGGGUGGCUUUUCCCAACCAAGUUUGCUCCUAGAUCAGUAUAUCAGGAACUACUGAAAAGUCAUUAACAUUUUGAUUGAAAGUAUUUUCAUAUCAGAUACAAAUAAUGAAAAAUGAAUGGAUGUAAAUGUUUACCUUCCCAUAACUAUUGCUGCUAAAGCUCCAACAUUGUACCUCUCACAUGAGGUUCACAGGAGGUCAUAAGAACCAAAUACAUCACAUUAAUAAAAAAAGAAGUCUAUUUUAAUCACAAGUACAAUGCAAAUGUAUGAGUGAAUAUUCUUACUGCCGUAGCAAGCUUUUCUUUUUUCUUUUUUUAAGUACACGCAAUAAGUGCGUUUACAUUUCUAGAAAUGUUUUUGGUUGAUAAUGGGAUGUUUAAAAACACAGUCAUACAGUAGAACGACUGUCACUGUGAAAUUAAUUUUGAGUCUGAAUAAAAGCCUUAUGCUUUAAGCCUUAUUUAUCCACCACUAACACACAUAUUGUAUCUCACAUCUGUAAUAACAUGCAUAUGUUACAUUACAGCACACUUCGCUCCGUAGAUUUAUUUUCACGUAUGAACCCUAUUUUUUCAUUGAUGCAGCUUCAAUAAAGUUCAGUACAGUCUGAAAAUCA